Molecule: messenger RNA, 1224 nt
Organism: Coprinopsis cinerea okayama7#130
Lineage: Eukaryota; Fungi; Basidiomycota; Agaricomycetes; Agaricales; Psathyrellaceae
Product: macrophage erythroblast attacher isoform 1
Exons: 7
Coding region: 1-1224 (407 amino acids)
Biological process (GO): proteasome-mediated ubiquitin-dependent protein catabolic process
Cellular component (GO): GID complex; nucleus; cytoplasm
Molecular function (GO): ubiquitin protein ligase activity
Source: RefSeq, a predicted model, not a curated record
AUGGCGAACAACACCAAACUCAAUGUAGAAGGGAUUCUAUUGUUUGAACAGCCCUUCGUCCGAGUUCCGUACGAGAACUACCGCAAAGUCUUUCGAAUAUCACAGAAGAACAUUGAAAGGGAUCUAGGGAAUGUACAGAACUCUGCCAAGGAGCUGGUUUCCAAUGCGCAGAAGGGAGAAGUGGACGCGGAAGCCUACGUGACUGCGAUUGACAACAUGAUUAGCAAAGUAGAGAACCUGAAGCAGAAGCUGAACAAUCUGCAAGAUACGGCAGGGAAGCCAACCCUUGAUGUCAUGCGCGAGAGGUUGAACCAUCUAGCCACCGUGGACUCGAGCGAACCGCCAACGUCUGUGGAGUUUUCGCGGUGGGCAGAUACACGUCUGGAUAGGUGGAUUGUGGAUUGGUGCUUGAGGACAGGGAAGGAACGAACUGCGAAACAAAUAGCAAAAGAGAAAGGGAUUGAGACGCUUGUGGACGUUGAAUUGUUCAGCGACAUCCGGAGGAUAGAAGCCGCGCUAUCACGACAUAGCUGCACAGAGGCUCUGGCAUGGUGUAGCGAGAACAAGGCGGCGUUGAGGAAGAUCAAGAGCACUCUCGAGUUUGAACUACGUCUUCAAGAAUACAUUGAGCUAUGUCGUGCUCGAAAUAAGACAGAAGCAAUCGCGUAUAUCAGAAAGUACCUCUCGUCAUGGCAUGAGACCCAUAUGUCCCAGCUCAACCAAGCUUCUGGACUACUAGCCUUCCCUCCUGACACCAAAUGUGCACCGUACAGGCGUCUCUACGAUCAUUCUCGAUGGAACUCCCUAGUCCGGUCAUUCAGAGUCGCAAUUUACAGCCUCAAUACCAUUCCGACAGAACCUCUCCUCCACCUUGCUCUCUACGCGGGCCUUGUUGCUCUCAAACUUCCAGCUUGCUACGACCAUUCAACAAAGAACGUAGACUGUCCUGUGUGCGACGGGGAAUCCGGAAGCAGCACCGCACCCCUUGGACUAGGGAAGCUUGCAGAGGAAGUUCCCUUCAGUCAUCAUUCCAAUUCGACUAUUGUCUGUCGGAUUAGCGGAAAAAUCAUGGACGAGAACAAUCCUCCCAUGGCGUUCCCUAAUGGCCGCGUUUACUCACUCGAGGCAUUGACGGAUAUGGCGGAGAAGAACGAUGGCGUAGUUAUUUGCCCUCGUACGGGCGAUCGAGCGUUGUUUCGAGAACUGAAAAAAGUUUUCAUCUAA